Acanthoscelides obtectus is the source of this 676-nucleotide messenger RNA. NCBI's taxonomy places the organism in Eukaryota, Metazoa, Arthropoda, Insecta, Coleoptera, Chrysomelidae. The record is from the annotation of a GenBank genome assembly.
AUACACAUUACGCGGUCUAGUUUGCGGUUGGCCGCCUCGGACGACGCCCGUGUGUACUUGACGCGCUCGCUCUGAAUUUCGAUACAGAAAGGUUUAUUAUUGAAAUACAGAAUAGGCCGGCAAUAUGGAAUUCUAAAUCUGCGGAGUAUUCCGGUAGAAAUUUACGACAAAAAACCUGGGAAGAAUUGGUAGAAAUCUAUGGAACUGAUUCAACACGGGAUAAAAAAAGCUUGGUGUGUUAAGUAAAAUUUAGAAAGAAAGAAAUCCGAAAAUAACGACGAUCGCCUCUUUUAUGUCAUUGGUAAAAGAUAUCAAGAAAAUACACGAGCACUUGCAAAUGCACGCAAAGUUAGAUAUUCUUAGAGUAAUUAAGGAUGCACAACAGGUUUGUUAUUAUUCAAAUUCGUCAUGGGGUAUUUCAAGGGCUCAUACCAGUCAUGGAUAUCAAACGGCACAUUACUCGUAUUCAAGAAAUAACCCACAAGAGCCUACACACUCAAUGGACGCUGGACGACCACCUCGAAAUAUGGACGUUGGACGACCACCUUCUCAUAAUAUGGACGUACAAUCGCCAAUUCUUACAUUGACCUUUUUAAUUCUACUAAGGACACAGAAUGAUUCAACUGUUUGACCAUUUGAUAAAUAAAUAACGAAUUAAACAUAAAAUAUUUCAUUU